AGCGUGCCAAAUGGGACUCUCACGUGCGAUCAUCCCUUCUCCCCAUUUUCUAUAUAAACCCCUCAAUGCUUGGGCAAACGUUGUUGUAUUUGUAUGGUGAGAGGCCCCCAACACCCAAAAGCCAAAUAAAAGGCUUAUCAUCCAUUUCAUCUCAAACCUUUUCAAGUGCUUAUAAUAUUAGUCCAUGCAUUUGCUGCAUUUACUUCUCAUUUUCUGAUUUUUUGAGCAUAAAUUUUAGGCUGCCGCCCCAUUACAUUUUUCUUGACUGCAGAAAGGGGGAAGGGAGAAAGAGGGGAGAAAAUCGAUAUUGUAGUACUGUUUUGUUAAUCAUAAAUAGAUAGAGACAAAAUAAAAAGGGCUUGUUGUAUUUCCUGUUUUUUCUUAAACCCAAAAAAAAAAAAAAAUCAAAAUUGAAGGAAAAUUUGAAAAACAGAAAAAAUGGAGAGAGAGUGUGAAACCAAGGAAUCAAGAUUCAGGAAGAUUUGUGUUUUUUGUGGCAGUAGCCAAGGAAAGAAGACUAGCUAUCAAGAUGCUGCUAUUGAACUUGGGAAGGAAUUGGUAUAUUUUUCUUCAUCUUCUCCCUUCCCCAUUUUGGGUUUCUUUUGAACUUAAUAGUCCACAUAUUGAACUCUGCCGUUCGUUUUCUGGCACAUUUUUCCAUCCGGGGUUUCUCCGAUGAAAAAGGGGUCAUUUUCUGUUGUCCAUGUCAAGUGAUUUGAGUUGGGUUUUCCCCAAAUCAAUCAAGAAUUUCUUCCAAAGCAGUGUUCUUUUCCCCCAUUUUUCUGAUUCGGAAAUUGAGGUUGCUAGUCCGGGAUGGCUUUGGUUGCUUUGACUUUGAUUUCAUGCAAAAAAUGCAGUCUUUUCUGGUGGCUUUCCCUAUCAGAGCCAUCCUUGCAUGCUGUACAUAUUGUACUCAUAUUUCACAGGAACGCACAUAAUCCCAAUGGAUACACUGUUCUUCAAGUUACCUUUCCUUUGUUUGAAAGCGGGAAGAUUAGAAUUUUAUUCGUGUACUCAACAUCUUCUUUCUUUUCCAAUGUGUUAUUAGCAUUUGUCCACAGGGUAUUUUCGCCCCCUGUCCUUUUGAAGAGCUUUGCUUUUAAUACCUCUUUUGAUGAUCUGGUUUUCUGUUUAGUUCAGUAUGCAUUUAACCCCAUGAAUCGAAUGUAUUUUGUUUUCCCUUUUUAGUUUACAGGACAUGUAUUUCCACCCCUUUCAUCUUUUACAGUGAUUGAAGAGUGUAAAAUUGAAAAUGUGACUUCAAAAGGUCUUUUGAUUAAAAAAAAUUGGUCCUUUUUCUGAGUUUUUAAAAGACAAUAUCUUCUCCAAAAAAUCUUCCCAGUUCAAACACAGUCUAAUUCAUCCUUAAACAAAGUUUUAACUUCAUGGGAUUGAUUGGGUUUCGUUCUCAUUGAAGGUUUCCAGAAACAUUGAUUUGGUCUAUGGAGGAGGCAGCAUAGGCCUGAUGGGUUUGGUUUCUCAAGCUGUUCAUAAUGGCGGUCGGCAUGUCCUCGGAGUUAUUCCCAAGACGCUCAUGCCUCGAGAGUUAACUGGUGAAACAGUAGGUGAAGUGAAAGCAGUUGCAAACAUGCAUCAAAGGAAAGCUGAGAUGGCUAGGAAUUCGGACGCUUUUAUUGCCUUACCAGGUGGAUAUGGAACACUUGAGGAGUUGCUAGAAGUGAUAACAUGGGCUCAGCUUGGUAUUCAUGAUAAGCCGGUGGGAUUGUUGAAUGUUGAUGGCUAUUACAAUUCAUUGUUGUCAUUCAUUGAUGAAGCUGUGGAAGAAGGAUUUAUCAGUCCAAAUGCUCGACACAUCAUUGUUUCGGCCCCUACUGCCAAGGAGCUAGUCAAGAAAUUAGAGGUGAAUACAACUCUGAGGUUGAAGAGGGAGUCUUUUAUUAAUUUCGCAGGAUAUCUAAAUCUGCAGAAUAAGAGUUCUGAUAUAUCUUGUGAUUGCCUUGACAGGAGUACGUGCCUCGCCAUGAAAGAGUGGCUCCGAAGAUAAGCUGGGAAAUGGAGCAGCUUGGAUAUGGGUACCCUGCAUCAAAAUUUGAUAUUUCCAGAUGAGAAAUGGACAUAAAUAUAUAAUGCAGCAGCUGAAGGAACAUUCUGACCCAAGAAAUUGUAGGAAUUUUUGUUGGUGAAAGGGGGAAAUCCUUUUGUAAAUUGAGAUGGUGAAAGUGACCUCAAUGUUUGACAACCUUUCUAUAUUACCCCUUGUCACUUUUGGUGUUCUUUUGCAAGUUGUAACUAUAAGAACAAAAUUAAGCUUAUGGAAUUCUCUAGUUGAAUCCCCCAAGUCCUAACUUAUGUAUCUACCUACAACUUAGUUCCCAAUUGACCUUCUCCAAAAUAAGCAUAUAUAUGUAUAAAUUUUCAUGGGAUUUAAAGAACCCUUAUGCAAGGGUACGUACCAAAAAU
This is a messenger RNA of Oldenlandia corymbosa var. corymbosa, 2421 nucleotides long. Lineage: Eukaryota; Viridiplantae; Streptophyta; Magnoliopsida; Gentianales; Rubiaceae. The record is from the annotation of a GenBank genome assembly.